AACCCGACAGCCCUUCUAAGACAAACACAGAGUUGAUGCACAGCAUUUUUAUUAUAUGCAAUUGCAUCAGAAAAAGCUUGAAACUCAGCAUAUCGGUAGAGAAAGCAGAGGCAUCGCUUCGGAUUUGAAACUAACGUACCCAAGCACUUUUCCUUCCUACCAUCCACCAUUAAAGAACCUUCAAAUCCAAAGCCAAUUGCAGAACCCAACAAAGCACCAUCACCCACUUCAAUAAUUCCAACCAAACCAAACCCCACACCCUCAUCUCACACUCCAAAACCCACCAACAUAACCCCACCCAAAGGAGUUUCAUUAUCAACCCACUUCCAGCAAUCCAUCAGCUUCACAAACCCUUCAUUCCUCGCCCCCACAAGAUGCCUUUAAUGACCCAAGCACCUUCCGUACUUUCCCACUCUCCUACACUGUCCUCUCUCGACAAUUAUCACCACAUAAAUUUAAAUGUACAAUCUUCAUCACCAUCUUUUCCAUGCUCGAAUACUUCAUAUACGUUUCCUUUUGCCAAACUAUCACUGGCCCUCAAGUUUUUCCGCCACUUACGAUGUGCUCGUUUGAUACGAGCUCGUUUUAGUUUUCUUAUUUUCCUUUGCUUGCCUACCCUCUACUUCUUCAUCUCCAACCCUCCCCGCUCUUUUACCCUCGAUUUCCUUUCUUUGCUAGCUGUCUCCGCUACCCUUUUGAUUUCUCUCAAUCUCGCACUCCCUCGCCUUCCCUCGAUUCGAUUGUUCCUUGGUCGGUCGUUCCCAAUUACGCUUUUCUCAUCUUCCUGUCCCUCAAGGCCAUAUCAGCCUAUUCUUUGGUCAAUCGGGUCGAAGCCCAAGACGGUUAAAAGGCCAAAUUCGGGAUCUUCGGUGAAAGUUUAUAGUAAUGGGGAUGUUUAUGAGGGUGAAUUCCAUAAGGGGAAGUGCUCGGGAAGUGGAGUUUACUACUAUCACAUGAGUGGCCGGUACGAGGGGGAUUGGAUUGAUGAGAAGUAUGAUGGGUACGGGGUGGAGACGUGGGUGAAAGGUAGCCGGUACCGUGGGCAGUAUAGGCAGGGCUUAAGGCAUGGGAUUGGGCUGUAUAAGUUCUACACCGGCGAUGUCUAUGCCGGAGAGUGGUCUAAAGGGCAGUGUCAUGGGUGUGGAGUUCAUACUUGUGUGGAUGGGAGCCAGUAUAUAGGGGAAUUCAAGUGGGGUGUUAAACACGGGCUUGGUCGUUACCAUUACAGGAAUGGAGACACAUAUGCAGGGGAAUAUUUUGCUGACAAAAUGCAUGGUUUUGGAGUCUAUCAGUUUGGAAAUGGACAUCGGUUUGAGGGAGCCUGGCAUGAGGGAAGAAGGCAAGGACUUGGUUUAUAUACCUUCAGGACUGGGGAGACAAAAUCUGGUCAGUGGAAAAAUGGGCUUCUUGACAUUCCAUGCAUGCAAGUUUCCCAUUCUGAAUCUUCCUAUGCUGUCAACUAUACCAAAGUUCUUAAUGCAGUCCAGGAAGCACAGCGAGCUGCUGAAAAAUCAUUGGAUGUAGGAAAGGUGGAUGAAAGAGUGAGCAAAGCUGUAGCAGCAGCUAAUAAAGCGGCAAAUGCAGCAAGAGUUGCUGCUGUAAAGGCCGUCCAAAACAAAGUGCAUGUCAAUAACGACAUUGAUGAGAGACCAAUUGCUCCUGUCUGAUUCUAAGUGACCUUUCCAUGCUUCCACUACAAAAUGCUUAACCCUGCAUUAGCUUUUACAGCAGAGAAAGCAAGAGAAAAAUACAGCAAAAAAGUUUACAACUGCAUCUGUAUUUGUUGCUCUCUUUAUUUUGACGGUAAUCCUUUUCAGAGCUGCAUACGCCAGGUACCUGCUUGGAACCCCAUUCAGUCACUGGAGUUGAAUGGCUGAUUGAGGAGCAAACGGGCCAAGCCAUUUUUCUGGCUUCAGUAACAGCGUACAUAAGACAUUUUUAAGUUUACAAGUUAAGAGUAAAAACGGGUACUAGGUUGCCUGUGUAUAUAUAGUAUUAAGGUUUAUCUCAGCAGCGCACUCGAGAGAAUGGAAAUUAUUAUACGCCAUGUCUCUCAUCCCACUUCUAUAACAUCGUUAUGAUGUGGUUGUAAUUUUUACUUUUCAAGAAAACAAAUAGCAAUUAAUGGGCAACACCAUAUUAGAAUGUUAA
Messenger RNA from Carya illinoinensis, 2151 nucleotides. RefSeq names its product phosphatidylinositol 4-phosphate 5-kinase 5-like. The coding region runs from base 375 to 1667 and encodes 430 amino acids. Lineage: Eukaryota; Viridiplantae; Streptophyta; Magnoliopsida; Fagales; Juglandaceae. The transcript is spliced from 3 exons. The record is from RefSeq and is a predicted model, not a curated record.